AUGCCGAUAUCUUCAAAAUUCAGUCAUACUGAUAAUAAUGAUCAUGGUACAGGUUUACUAACAAAAUUUAAAUUAACAAAAAAUGAAUACAAUGCAACAAUGCUUAAUAAUGUUGAAUAUAACCGUCUUAAACUUAUUAAUAAAAGGGAUCAUGGCCAUCAUAGUGUGAAUGCGUGUAAUCUACAAGCAGCGAUGCAUGAAUAUAGAAAACGCGUAAACUAUAAUCAAACAGUGACUCGUAACAUAGACGAAUUUUUGAUUGAAAGAAAGGUAAAAUUUCGAUUUGAAUUUAUUAUUUUGUAUUAUUCUAUUUUCAAUUUAGUUAAUAUUUAG
Rotaria socialis is the source of this 333-nucleotide messenger RNA. The record is from the annotation of a GenBank genome assembly. NCBI's taxonomy places the organism in Eukaryota, Metazoa, Rotifera, Eurotatoria, Philodinida, Philodinidae.